Messenger RNA from Molossus molossus (Pallas's mastiff bat), 1559 nucleotides. Its product is annotated as cytochrome P450 2A13. Gene Ontology annotation, cellular component: intracellular membrane-bounded organelle; cytoplasm. The transcript is spliced from 9 exons. The record is from RefSeq and is a predicted model, not a curated record. Gene Ontology annotation, biological process: coumarin metabolic process; xenobiotic metabolic process. NCBI's taxonomy places the organism in Eukaryota, Metazoa, Chordata, Mammalia, Chiroptera, Molossidae. Gene Ontology annotation, molecular function: iron ion binding; heme binding; oxidoreductase activity, acting on paired donors, with incorporation or reduction of molecular oxygen, reduced flavin or flavoprotein as one donor, and incorporation of one atom of oxygen. Bases 26 to 1510 code for a protein of 494 amino acids.
AUUGACCUUCACUCUCCAUCCCAAUAUGCUGGCCUCAGGGCUGCUUCUGGUGGCUUUGCUGGCCUGCCUGACUAUGAUGGUCUUGAUGUCUGUCUGGCGGGAAAGGAAGCUCUGGGGAAAGCUGCCUCCCGGGCCCCCCGCACUGCCCUUCAUCGGGAACUACCUGCAGCUGAACACAGAGCAGAUGUACAACUCCCUCAUGAAGAUCAGCGAGCGCUAUGGUCCCGUGUUCACGGUCCACCUGGGCCGGCGCCGGGUCGUGGUGCUGUGUGGACAUGAUGCUGUAAAGGAGGCUCUGGUGGACCAGGCUGAGGAAUUCAGUGGGCGAGGCCAGCAGGCCACCUUCGACUGGCUCUUCAAAGGCUAUGGCGUGGCGUUCAGCAAUGGGGAGCGUUCCAAGCAGCUCCGUCGCUUCGCCAUCACCACGCUGCGGGACUUCGGCGUGGGCAAGCGCGGCAUCGAGGAGCGCAUCCAGGAGGAAGCGGGAUUCCUCCUUGAGGCCUUUAGAGACACGCGUGGCGCCUUCAUCGACCCCACCUUCUUCCUGAGCCGAACUGUCUCCAAUGUCAUCAGCUCCAUUGUCUUUGGGGACCGCUUUGACUACCAGAACAAAGAAUUCCUGUCACUGCUGCGCAUGAUGCUGGGAAGUUUCCAGUUCACAGCUACAUCUACGGGGCAGCUCUAUGAGAUGUUCUCCUCAGUGAUGAGACACCUGCCAGGGCCACAACAACAGGCAUUUAAGGAGCUUCAGGGGCUGGAGGACUUUAUAGCCAAGAAGGUGGAGGAGAACCAACGCACACUGGAUCCCAACUCCCCACGGGACUUCAUUGACUCCUUCCUCAUCCGCAUGCAGGAGGAACAGAAGAACCCCAACACAGAGUUCCACUUGAAGAACCUGGUGAUGACCACGCUGACCCUUUUCUUUGCGGGCACCGAGACAGUCAGCACGACCCUGCGUUAUGGCUUCCUGAUGCUCAUGAAGCACCCGGAUGUGGAGGCCAAGGUCCAUGAGGAGAUUGACCGGGUCAUUGGCAAAAACCGUCAGCCCAAGUACGAAGACAAGUCCGAGAUGCCCUACACAGAGGCAGUGAUCCACGAGAUCCAAAGAUUCGGAGACAUGAUCCCCAUGGGCCUCGCCCGCAGAGUCACCAAGGACACCAAGUUUCGCAGCUUCUUCAUCCCCAAGGGCACCGAAGUGUUUCCUAUGCUGGGCUCUGUGCUAAAGGACCCCAGGUUCUUCUCCAACCCUGAAGAUUUCAACCCCCAGCAUUUCCUAGAUGAGAAGGGGCAGUUUAAGAAGAAUGAUGCCUUUGUCCCCUUCUCCAUCGGGAAGCGGUACUGUUUGGGAGACAACCUGGCUAGAAUGGAGCUCUUUCUCUUCCUCACCACCAUCAUGCAGAACUUCUGCUUCAAGUCCCCACAGAUGCCCAAAGACAUUGAUAUUUCCCCUCAAAGUGUGGGCUUUGCCACCAUCCCAAGAAACUAUGUCAUGAGCUUCCUGCCCCGCUGAGCUAGAGCUGCCUUAGGGCAGGGAUAAGCGGGAGGAGCAAAUGUAUGGG